Molecule: messenger RNA, 1668 nt
Organism: Morus notabilis
Lineage: Eukaryota; Viridiplantae; Streptophyta; Magnoliopsida; Rosales; Moraceae
Product: GDP-mannose 3,5-epimerase 2
Exons: 7
Coding region: 189-1319 (376 amino acids)
Molecular function (GO): GDP-mannose 3,5-epimerase activity; NAD binding
Source: RefSeq, a predicted model, not a curated record
CCUUGUUUGGCUGCUCUUCCUCCUCUCAACAAAGUCUGUCUAUAUAUAGGAAAGCCCAUUGGAGGCUUUGAAUCCAUUCCCAUUCAAUCACCUCCUCUCAAGUCUCAACUCAACUAAACUUGCCCUCUCUGGUUAUCUUCUUCUUCUUCUCUUCGCUUCCAAAGACCCGACUUUUAACGUUUCACAGAAUGGGAAGCACUGGUGGAACUGACUAUGGUGCUCACACCUAUGAGAACCUUGAGAGGGAGCCUUACUGGCCAUCAGAAAAGCUCCGGAUUUCGAUCACCGGGGCAGGCGGAUUUAUAGCCUCCCACAUUGCCCGGCGUUUGAAGAGCGAGGGCCAUUACAUUAUCGCUUCCGAUUGGAAGAAGAACGAGCACAUGACAGAAGACAUGUUCUGCCAUGAGUUCCAUCUUGUUGACCUUAGGGUGAUGGACAAUUGCUUAAAGGUUACCAAAGAUGUUGACCAUGUCUUCAACCUUGCUGCUGAUAUGGGUGGGAUGGGCUUUAUCCAGUCCAAUCACUCUGUAAUCAUGUAUAACAACACCAUGAUUAGCUUCAACAUGCUUGAAGCUGCCAGGAUCAGUGGUGUUAAAAGGUUUUUCUAUGCCUCCAGUGCUUGUAUUUACCCCGAGUUCAAACAACUGGAGACUAAUGUGAGCUUGAAGGAGUCUGAUGCGUGGCCUGCUGAGCCUCAAGAUGCUUAUGGAUUAGAGAAGCUUGCAACUGAGGAGUUGUGCAAGCACUACACCAAGGAUUUUGGAAUUGAGUGCCGUGUUGGACGCUUCCAUAACAUUUAUGGUCCUUUUGGAACAUGGAAAGGCGGGAGGGAGAAGGCUCCUGCUGCCUUUUGCAGAAAGGCUAUCACCUCUACUGAUAAGUUUGAGAUGUGGGGAGACGGACUUCAGACACGAUCCUUUACCUUCAUUGAUGAAUGUGUUGAAGGUGUCCUUAGGUUGACAAAGUCUGACUUCCGUGAGCCAGUAAAUAUUGGAAGUGACGAAAUGGUUAGCAUGAAUGAAAUGGCUGAGAUUGUUCUUAGCUUUGAGGACAAGAAGCUCCCUAUCCACCACAUCCCUGGUCCUGAGGGUGUCCGUGGUCGUAACUCCGACAACACACUGAUCAAAGAAAAACUUGGUUGGGCUCCAACCAUGAGGUUGAAGGAUGGGCUGAGAAUUACAUACUUCUGGAUCAAAGAACAGAUUGAGAAAGAGAAGACACAAGGUGUUGACCUGUCUAUUUAUGGGUCAUCAAAGGUGGUGGGAACCCAAGCGCCGGUUCAACUUGGCUCGCUACGUGCUGCCGAUGGCAAAGAAUGAAGUAGUUCAUGGGCGGAUGAAUAUUUGCUUCAAGAAAAUGGAAGAUAUAGUUUAUUCAAUAAUAUCACGUUUCUCAGAGAAUUGCUUAUGGUUAUGGGCAGUUAUUAGUUUGAGCAGUUAAGUUGAUCUCCCGUUCUGAAUAUGGUGAUAAUGUAUAAGGGAAGCUCUUGUGCUCCCAAUCGUUUUUAGCUUUUGCCUUUUGGAGCAUGUUGCUGCCUUAAGGAUAGCAUAAUUUUCGCCUUGUAUCCUUUUCAUAUCAUUUUCCUCAGCUAAUUCAUUGUUCAGCUAUGAGUAAUUGUUUUCCCUUUUCAUUGUGAAUUAGUCUUUGGAUUACAUCACUUUGCCAUAA